AUGCAACAGACCCAGAACUGUAAUGGUUUGGGCUGCAUUCACAGUUCUGGCAUCAUGAAUGGCUUCGAAAUUGUAAGCAUCUUCGUCUACGUGCUGGGUGGAGUGGUGGCUGCAAUAUUAGUCGUCAUAUACCUUCGCAUCUGCAAAAACAAAUUUUGCGCAAACAGCAGCAUGAAGAAGCGUGGCUACAAGAAGCGUAGCUACAAGAAGCGUAGCUACAAGAAGCGUGGCUACAAGAAGCGUGGCUACAAGAAGCGUGGCUACCAGAAGCGUGGCUACCAGAAGCGUACCACUGCGGUUUUGGUGUGCUCUCACCUUUGCCGUUCUGGCCGGACGACGGACAUUGAAAGCGGUUACGGUGGCAGCCAAUAUGGUGGCAGCUUUUACAACACUGUUGGCAAUGGUGGAGGAGAUUGUAACAGCGGUGGAGGUAGUGGCAGUGGGGGAGGGGGUUGUGACAGUGGGGGAGGUGGCUGUGGCCAGAGUGUCGAACCAGAAGUUUCAUCUGCUUUGUACGAUUACGACAUCUCGACUUUCCGUGUGGGGCCGCUUCAGUUCUCUGUAGAAUGUUAUAGACCUCUUUCACGGCAAACGCUACCAGGAGGUGUUCCAGGCAUUGACAUCCCAGGAACUUCCGGUUCAUAAAAAGUAUGAACAAACCCCACUCUAACACCACUGCUUAAAAUGUCAAUGAAACAUUUAACCUCCAAUUUUCCAGGUGAACGCCAAAAGAACGAAGAAGCGCGAGAUAUGUUAAAUAUAUUUGAAUAUUCGUGUGAAACAACUUGCUUCCUCCAGGACGUUAAGUUGACCAGCCGAGGGCCCUCGUUAAAUCUCCAACUUUGAUGUGCAUGUAGCAUUUAUGCUUUCUAGCACUGGUGACAUGAGCAUG
This is a messenger RNA of Ixodes scapularis (black-legged tick), 892 nucleotides long. RefSeq lists its product as uncharacterized. The coding region runs from base 1 to 645 and encodes 214 amino acids. The transcript has 2 exons. The record is from RefSeq and is a predicted model, not a curated record. Lineage: Eukaryota; Metazoa; Arthropoda; Arachnida; Ixodida; Ixodidae.